AUGACAGAAGAACAAGAAAAACACCACGCAGACUAUGCGAACUUUGACUCUAUUGGAAAUAGAGGAGAUGCUUUGGAAAUGCUAGUGAUGUCAUAUAAAAGUCUAUCUCACGAUGAGGAUAAUUGGGUCUGUAAUUUGGCAAAUGCGUCUUCUUUGUUGUGGCACUGUUAUCGUUCUUUGAACAUCAAUGUCAACUGGACAGGUUUUUAUAUUACUCGAAAAAAUAAUGAGAAUGAGUUAUUACUAGGUCCAUUUCAAGGUAAAGUUGCGUGCCAAUCAAUUGAAUUCGGUAAAGGUGUAUGUGGCACAGCUGCUUCUACUCAGGAAACCCAGGUUGUCGCUGAUGUUAACAAAUUUCCUCAUCAUAUUGCAUGUGACGGAGAAACUAAAAGUGAAAUCGUGGUUCCCAUAAUUUCACAAUCUGGUAAAACUUUAGGUGUUAUCGACUUAGAUUGUCUGGAUUACAAUGGCUUUGGUGAACUGGAUAAGAAGUAUUUGGAAGAAUUAGCAGCUCUGAUCUCAAAAACUUGUGCAUUCUGA
Molecule: messenger RNA, 540 nt
Organism: Kazachstania africana CBS 2517
Lineage: Eukaryota; Fungi; Ascomycota; Saccharomycetes; Saccharomycetales; Saccharomycetaceae
Product: L-methionine (R)-S-oxide reductase
Exons: 1
Coding region: 1-540 (179 amino acids)
Cellular component (GO): cytosol
Molecular function (GO): protein binding; L-methionine (R)-S-oxide reductase activity
Source: RefSeq, a predicted model, not a curated record